AUGAUCCCAUUCUCCUCGAGUGUAUCAGAAGCUGGUCCUUCUUCUUUCAUCACUCCACCAUCGCCAGACAAAAUGACGUUUCAAAAACAUCCUUUGCUCAUCCCGGCCAAGAAGAGAAUGCCUCCAACGUAUGCAGAUGAUUCAUUGUCAUCUUCCUUUUCACGAUCACUGAUCUUGAAAGAUGAAGAGCGCUUCUCAUCAUCCACAACAGCAAAGCCAAGACGUUCUUCUAAUUCUCCCAUUGGCACAAUCAUUUGCAAUGAACGAACAUAUUCGCCUGCAACAAUGGAGGAUGAAGAGAAAGAAGAUGAUCAAGAUGCCGAUUCUGUUGAAGCAAGUUUGCGUUUUCCAACAUUUGCAAGGAGACCAUUAAUGUUUGAAGGAGGAAGUGAAAAGCGAAAGCAUUCACCUGUACGAAGUCCAAUGACUUUGGUUCAAUUAUCUUACAACAGCAGUCAAAGCACAAGUCAAGAUUCAGAAAUGAUCGCUAAAGAUGCAGAGAGCACAGAUCUUUCCACCAACGAAGAGGAAUUGGAUGAAGAAGAAGUUCUCUUUAGUCUCGAUGAUGAAGUUCAAACGAACAGUCUCUCUGGUCAAGGGUAUGAUCAAGAAGCUAAAUACGAUUUGCAUGACGGAGAAGAAGCAAUCGAAGUUGCAGUCGAAGAUGAAGAGCCUUCCAGCUUGCCAUUGUCAUUGGCAUACUCUACAUCCUCACAUAGCAUUCGUCGUCAAAGCAAUCAUUCCUCAGCGGCAGAUUUGGAUAUGAUUUGGGAUGAAGAAGAUGAAGGAUUGACAAGCGCACUCGAUUCUCUUACAACAUUGGACGACUUGGAAGGAAACGUACAGAGCAACACGAGUAAGCUUUCUUCUCAAAACAAUCAAAGCUGUUCAAACAACGCUUCACCAAGAAAAGGGCAUGCGAUCGCUAUCGUCGGUGGCUUUGACCGUGAAGCCAGUUCAAUCGGUCAGGAAGAUGGUCAAAAAUCUCGAUCUACCGAUACAUCCUUCUUGCGUAGACCACCUGCGCGCAUGCCGUUGUUUCAACGAUCAUCAUCUGCUACUAGGUCUCCAAAUGGUGAACAAAAUUCAAAUAGUGUUCGCCGACUUUCCUUUGCACGCAGACAAGGAGAGUAUGGUGCAUCUCCGCAACAUGUCUCGUCACCGAGUGGUUCGUUUCACUCAAGUCGAAGAAAUGUUCACGUUGGCAAUUCACCUUCAAAAGUGGUGCCCACUCAACGUGAGGGCGUCAAUCGAACCGAGCCACAAAGCAAGACAGCAAGUCAGCCAAAUCUGACUGCUGUUGGCUCGCAGUCAUCUUCAUCAACUUCAACUGAUGUGACAAAAGUGUCCAACGUUCAUGGUCGUCGGGUGACAUUGCCAUUAUCAGCACCUAUUUCACCUUUGCAAACGCAUGUGAAAAUGAUGACAUCAUCCAGCAAUUCCUCUUUGGCAGCCAUGUCAGUACAGGAAAAUGCACGUGGCGAACAAGCAAAGCAUCAAGCUCACAUGCAAACAUUGCACGGACGAAAGAGAGGUGUAACUGAUCCAGCUGGAUAUGACUUUACUGCGGUUUCUGAAACUGAUUGA
Meira miltonrushii is the source of this 1587-nucleotide messenger RNA. RefSeq lists its product as uncharacterized. The coding region runs from base 1 to 1587 and encodes 528 amino acids. NCBI's taxonomy places the organism in Eukaryota, Fungi, Basidiomycota, Exobasidiomycetes, Exobasidiales, Brachybasidiaceae. The record is from RefSeq and is a predicted model, not a curated record. The transcript has a single exon.